Triticum dicoccoides is the source of this 756-nucleotide messenger RNA. Its product is annotated as cell division cycle protein 48 homolog. The record is from RefSeq and is a predicted model, not a curated record. Lineage: Eukaryota; Viridiplantae; Streptophyta; Magnoliopsida; Poales; Poaceae. The transcript has a single exon. Gene Ontology annotation, molecular function: polyubiquitin modification-dependent protein binding; ATP hydrolysis activity; ATP binding. Bases 1 to 756 code for a protein of 251 amino acids. Gene Ontology annotation, cellular component: cytosol; nucleus; VCP-NPL4-UFD1 AAA ATPase complex. Gene Ontology annotation, biological process: autophagosome maturation; retrograde protein transport, ER to cytosol; mitotic spindle disassembly.
AUGUGGUUCGGCGAGAGUGAGGCCAACGUGCGCGAGAUCUUCGACAAGGCGCGUCAGUCUGCGCCGUGCGUCCUGUUCUUCGAUGAGCUCGACUCCAUCGCAACCCAGAGGGGCGGCAGGAUGGGCGACGCCGGCGGCGCGGCGGACAGGGUCCUGAACCAGCUUCUCACAGAGAUGGACGGCAUGAACGCCAAGAAGACGGUCUUCAUCAUCGGAGCCACAAAUAGGCCGGACAUAAUUGACUCGGCGUUGCUCCGUCCUGGCCGCCUGGACCAGCUCAUCUACAUCCCCUUGCCAGACGAGGCCUCGCGGCACCAGAUCUUCAAGGCCUGCCUCAGGAAGUCUCCCGUGGCCAAGGACGUUGACCUCGGCGCGCUGGCAAGGUUCACCGCCGGCUUCAGCGGUGCCGACAUCACGGAGAUCUGCCAGAGAGCGUGCAAGUACGCCAUCAGGGAGGACAUUGAAAAGGACAUGGAGAGGCAGAGGAUGGAGAAAGACACCAUGGAUGUGGACGGCGGGCAGAAAGAUGAGGAGAUGGCAGAGAUUAAGGCGGCUCACUUCGAGGAGUCGAUGAAGUACGCGAGGAGGAGCGUGAGCGAUGCCGACAUCAGGAAGUACCAGGCCUUCGCGCAGACGCUGCAGCAGUCUAGGGGGUUCGGCACGGAGUUCCGCUUCCCGGCGCAGCCACAGGCGGCAGAAGCUGCUGCUGACACCACCUCGGCAGCUGAUGAGGAUGAAGACGAUCUGUACAAGUGA